Molecule: messenger RNA, 357 nt
Organism: Ilex paraguariensis (yerba mate)
Lineage: Eukaryota; Viridiplantae; Streptophyta; Magnoliopsida; Aquifoliales; Aquifoliaceae
Source: the annotation of a GenBank genome assembly
AUGGUAUGUCGUCGUUCAUUGGACAAGGGUAUUGAGCUGCCUUCAAUCCAAUCACCAAUGCCAAAACCAUCACCAACUUCGUCUGCAAACACUGGGAGUGGCUAUAUAAUAGAUGCAACAUCAAGUGAUGCUGAUGAGUAUGAAAUUGCACCAGAAUUUCCACUAGGAAAUAGUGGUUUGUUGGAAGACCUAGUGGAGGAAUCUCAAGCUUUGACUCAGGUUGAGAAAUCAAGGAAAAAGAAAUCUCCGACAGACAAUGAAGUUAAAAUGAAAUGUGUAUCGGAAGAGACGGUGGAAAAUCUUUGGGAGAGUUCAAUCUUUGCUCCUUCAUCCAUCGGUGAGUUUCUCAUUGUCUAA